GCCCCUACAAAGUCUCGAGAUCUCCAGCCCGCAUCCAAACCGACAACUUCCAAGCCCGCCAACCCGAGCCAGUUGGGAGCUCUGCCUAAAGUUGAGCCCAAAGAAUCAUCCAAUGCCACUGGGUGGCAUGCUACAAAGCAGACAUCGUCUCAGCAGGUUUACACCAAGAAGAUACCACAUCGCUCCAGCAAGCCUAUCAUAAACUGGUUUCAGCGCAAGUUGUCUGGUACUGUGAAGCCCAGCAGGGUUGCAGAUAACACGUAUGCGCCAGGUAGUUCACAAAAGGCCUCCAAUGGCAAGCAACUCAAUGGCGCAAGCGUGUCGCAUUCCAGGUCGAAUAGUCGUUCUGUAUCUUCUCCUUUGCCGCAGGUCACGCCAACCUCAUCGCAGAGACAGGGUGUAAUUGGAAAUGGCAGUCGAAACGGUUAUACUGUCUCUCAGCGGAAAACUAUUUCUCUAAAUGGAGAGGGAGAUUUAGAUGCCGGGUUCAUACAUUCAGACGACGAAGAUAUUGACGCGUCAACUCAUCGCUCGUCACUAGCUCGCGACUCCUUUUGGUCUCCUGCAAGUGCUCUCGAAGCAGAUGAAGAUGCCUCUCUCCGGCCUCUUCCCCCCAGCUCACCUCCCUCUCCCUCGCUAUCCCACUCCUCAGCCUCGUAUCUAUCCAACUCUCGCACCUUCAGAAGCAUCGCGGCGAGUACAAAACCAACUACAGUACUAAGCGUUGACCUUGGUCCUGCUGGAGUAGGACACAUAGCACAAGUUCCCAUUACACCAGUAUCCCAAACUAGUCCUCGUUUUUCGCCCCAUGUACGGACAUCAUCCACUGGAACGAACAGUGGGUUGAUAGGUAGUGGAGCAUCCGUUACCUUCUCUGCUCUCCCGCCCUCACUUCAAUCAUCUUCUCGCCCGCCCUCCUCCCUGAAUUUCAGCUCAUCCACUCCGGGAUUGCUAGGCCCGUCACCUCACGUGCCUGGACUACAAGCCCCCCUGUAUACCGCGUAUCAUCCAAGAAACAAUCCUCGUCCUUCUUCUCCGCCCAUGGACAAUGCUUCUGUUUUGACCCUUGCUUCUUCUGCUUAUGCUAUGCCCGGGGCACGUCUAACAGUGGGAUCCAUGGGCUCAACUACGCUGUCGGGGCUGAUUGGAGGUGGAGACUCAAUUUCUCACCUAGAAGGCAGCUUUACCGGAGAUGCAGAAGGCGACGUCAUGAGCCAGUUUGUCCUUGGAGAUGAUGAUCGCCAAGAUGUUGAUGCAGAGCGUGAUGUAGGUGCUAGUAUGCGUGCUCUCCGUCCACGGAGCUCGCGGAGGGGAAGUUGGGAUAGCGAGGUUAGUGGAUGGAGUGCUAGGAUCCUGGGAACAGGGGGGGCCAUAAGUAUGGGCAGCAAGAGCUUGUGGACAAGCAACAGCACAAAGACUGGCGGACCUCUGAGCAUGGAUGAUGAAGAAGCCACCGGUGGUUUGGAAACCUCAGUGGAAGACAAAACAUCUUCGGAUGAACCAGAUCGAGCUGAUGCGCCUACGCCCGAGGCACCUGUUGUAGGCGAUGAACAGCACUCGACCAAAGAGACCCCAGUUAAAGAAGCCUCCGAAUCUGUCGAUGAUGUUUCUGCU
Suillus paluster is the source of this 1614-nucleotide messenger RNA. RefSeq lists its product as uncharacterized. The transcript has a single exon. The record is from RefSeq and is a predicted model, not a curated record. Lineage: Eukaryota; Fungi; Basidiomycota; Agaricomycetes; Boletales; Suillaceae. The annotation marks the transcript as partial.